AUGACUUUAAAUGGGCCUGGACACCUCCGUUCCCUUGUAGAUGGACAGAACCAGAAGCGGCGGGGUCCCCCCGGUCCCCUUCCCGGAGCUCCGGACCCCGACGGAGGCCCUCGGGUCUCCUCUGCCAGCCGGGAGGCUCCCACCCCAGACGGCUCCCUGCCAGCCACCGCCCCGCUUCCUCCAGGUCUGGAAUAUUUAAGCCAGUUAGACCUGAUCAUCAUUCACCAGCAGGUGGAGAUUCUUGGAAUGAUCCUUGGCACCGAGACCUCCAACAAAUACGAGAUCAAAAACAGCUCGGGGCAAAGGAUCUACUUCGCGGUGGAGGAGAGCCUGUGCUUCAACCGGAAUGUGUGCUCCACGCUGCGCUCCUGCAGCGUGCGGGUCUCCGACAACGCCGGCCGGGAGGUGCUCACGGUGCACCGGCCGCUGCGCUGCAGCAGCUGCUGCUGCCCCUGCUACCUGCAAGAGCUAGAGAUCCAAGCCCCACCGGGGACAACCGUGGGUUACGUGGCCCAGAAGUGGGACCCCUUCCGGCCCAAAUUCACAAUCCAGAACGCACACAAAGAGGAUGUGUUGAAAAUCAUCGGUCCUUGCACCACCUGUGGCUGCUUUGGCGAUGUGGAUUUUGAGGUGAAAACCAUGAAUGAGAAGUUGACCAUUGGGAAGAUUUCAAAGUACUGGUCGGGCUUUGUGAAUGAUGUGUUCACCAAUGCGGACAACUUUGGGGUCCACGUUCCCCCAGAUCUGGAUGUGACGGUGAAGGCUGCCAUGAUCGGGGCCUGCUUCCUCUUCGAUUUUAUGUUCUUUGAACAUUCACUAGCCGGCUUAUAA
Molecule: messenger RNA, 831 nt
Organism: Dipodomys ordii (Ord's kangaroo rat)
Lineage: Eukaryota; Metazoa; Chordata; Mammalia; Rodentia; Heteromyidae
Gene: Plscr5
Product: phospholipid scramblase family, member 5
Exons: 6
Coding region: 1-831 (276 amino acids)
Biological process (GO): plasma membrane phospholipid scrambling
Cellular component (GO): plasma membrane
Molecular function (GO): phospholipid scramblase activity
Source: RefSeq, a predicted model, not a curated record